Messenger RNA from Hipposideros armiger (great roundleaf bat), 726 nucleotides. RefSeq names its product E3 ubiquitin-protein ligase TRIM38-like. Gene Ontology annotation, molecular function: protein binding. The transcript has 2 exons. The record is from RefSeq and is a predicted model, not a curated record. Lineage: Eukaryota; Metazoa; Chordata; Mammalia; Chiroptera; Hipposideridae. The annotation marks the transcript as partial.
UCUGAGCUUUACUUUGAUGUGAGGCAGCUGUUGAGGGGCUAUCAAGUCAACGUGACUCUGGAUCCAGAGACAGCUCAUCGGGAACUAAUCCUGUCUGAGGAUCAGAGACAUGUCACUAAGGGAAGACCCCAGCGUGAUGUGCACAAUUCUCCCAGGAGAUUUACCGCCUACCCCUGUGUCCUGGGCCACGAGGGCUUUGCGUCGGGACGACAUUACUUUGAAGUGUAUGUGGGAGAAGGGAUUCAGUGGGAUUUAGGAGUUUGUAUGGAAAAUGUGCAGAAGGACACUCGCAUGAAGCUGAACCCCCAGUCUGGAUUCUGGGCCAUCAGUUUGAGCAACAAUGGCAGCUACACAGCGCUGACAUAUCCCCCUAUCCCCCUUCCCAUGCGGGAGAAGCCCCUGCUUGUGGGGGUUUUCCUGGACUAUGAGGCAGGAGCUGUCUCCUUUUACAACAUGACCACGGCCUCCCACAUCUUCACCUUUCCCAGGGCCUCCUUCUCCAGGAAGCUGCGGCCCUAUUUCCGGGUUUAUCCCUCUUCUCCUCUGUCCCUGCCUCCCCCAGAUGAGUAAAGAAAGGUGCAGUCUCCUUCUUGGCUUCACCAGCAUCAAUAAAAUAAUAUAAAUCCUGUGUGGCAGAAUUUAGCCUGUUUUCUUCCCGCAAUUUCUUGUACCUAGAACAGUGUGGGGGGACCCUCUAGCAGGUUCCUAAUAAUCUGCAUUGAAUGA